CCCACACAAUCUCAUCAAAUCAAACACUCCUUCGAGUAACCGCAAAGUUAUAACCCCCAAACCAUUUAAAAACACAAGAUCAUUUUCAUUAAAAAAAUGGAUGCUUCAAUAUUAAUGUCUUGUGAUUUUAAUCCUUCAUUUGAAUCUGUUGAUCAAAUUCAACACCACUUGUUUGAUCUUGAUAAACACCAAAACGAUUUCCAUUCUCUCAUCAUGAAUACUAAUUCCACCCACCAUGCCUCAGAUCCAUCCUCGCACGAUUCAUUUACUAGUCCAACAUUGGUUGUUAACAACACUGACAAUGUUAAUGAUGCCGCAUGUAAAAAUGGAUCAUCAUCGAUGAUCCAUAAACCUCACAUUCCAAUACCAGAAUGGAAGAGGUAUAGAGGUGUGAGGCGAAGGCCAUGGGGGAAAUUUGCUGCAGAGAUAAGGGAUCCAAAGAAGAAUGGAGCUAGAGUUUGGCUUGGAACGUACGAAACUGAAGAAGAAGCUGGUUUGGCUUAUGAUAGAGCCACUUUCAAGAUCCGUGGUAGAAAAGCCAAGCUCAAUUUUCCCCACCUUAUCGGCUCUAAAGAGCCGACAAAUGUGGUGGUAGCUUCGAAGAACAGCUUAUCGGAGGCUAAUUAUGAGCCUUCGGGAGGGAUAAUAAAGAAGAAGAAGAAGAACUUAGUUGAUGUAUUGAAUAGAUUAGCCAAUAAUAGAUGGAAAAUUAAGUGCAGGGUUUGAAAUGGUUUAGGGGCUAAAGAUGUUCUAGUGGGUAAUGAUGUUUGACAUUUAAAAAUAAAAAGAGAGGGAUAAUGAUGUUUAUGUGCAUCAAUGGCUGAAUGAUUUUUUGCUAUAA
This is a messenger RNA of Medicago truncatula (barrel medic), 841 nucleotides long. Its product is annotated as ethylene-responsive transcription factor 1. The record is from RefSeq and is a predicted model, not a curated record. Gene Ontology annotation, biological process: regulation of DNA-templated transcription; ethylene-activated signaling pathway. Bases 97 to 726 code for a protein of 209 amino acids. Gene Ontology annotation, molecular function: DNA binding; DNA-binding transcription factor activity. Lineage: Eukaryota; Viridiplantae; Streptophyta; Magnoliopsida; Fabales; Fabaceae. The transcript has a single exon.